Messenger RNA from Desarmillaria tabescens, 1692 nucleotides. RefSeq lists its product as uncharacterized. The record is from RefSeq and is a predicted model, not a curated record. NCBI's taxonomy places the organism in Eukaryota, Fungi, Basidiomycota, Agaricomycetes, Agaricales, Physalacriaceae. Bases 1 to 1692 code for a protein of 563 amino acids. The transcript has 16 exons. Gene Ontology annotation, molecular function: FAD binding; oxidoreductase activity.
AUGCUGUCCGCCUAUCUUGCAAGUUUUCUGUCAGUCGCUACGCUCGCACUCGCCGUAAACGCCUUCCCUUCUUCUGAUAUAUGGCGAUCCUUGAACUUUACUCUCGGCGGCAAACUACUGUUCGGAGAACCAUUUGCGAAACCUUGUUGGGAUUCUGAUGCCAAUUCCGAAGCAACAUGUGCUCUUAUUCAAGCCCAGUAUUCAAACGAAACGUAUCGAAGCAUGACAUCAGGAGGCUACGUCAAUCCUGAGUGGGAGACCUGCAUCACUUCAGGGGACCAGUGUUUACUCGAUUAUACGGAUCCAACGAACGUCGAACCUCUUCGCUCUACCAAAUGUAAACGCGGCAGCGUUCCGGCUUAUUUUAUAGACGUUCACGACACAAGGGAUAUACUGACAGGCCUUUCUUUCGCCAAAAGGCACAAAAUUUCACUCGUGGUAAAAAAUACUGGUCAUGACUAUCUCGGACGAAGCAGUGCGCCAGGCUCUUUAGCUCUGUGGAUACAUCGAUUCAGAGAUAUGUCAUAUACGCCUGCAUUCAUACCUGAAGGAUGCUCAUCCCAAGAUUCCAGUCCUGGUGUUACCGUAGGAGCAAGCGUACAAUGGUUUGAAGCUUAUGCAUUUGCUGAAGCAAACAAUAUCACUGUCGUUGGGGGUACAGAUCCUUCCGUCGGUGUAGCAGGAGGAUGGUUGCAGGGAGGUGGCCACAGCGUGCUUUCAAAUACGAUGGGCCUUGGCGUCGACCGCGUACUUCAAUUCAAGGUGAUCACGCCAGAUGGUGUCCUCAGGGUAGCUAACCAGUGUCAAAAUACGGACCUAUUUUUUGCACUUCGUGGAGGUGGUGGAGGAACGUUUGGCAUUGUCAUUGAAAGCACCAUUCUUGCAUCCCCUCAAGUGACAAUACAAGCCGCUUUUGUUGGCUAUGCAAAUCUAAACGCAACCAUGCAGAAGCAGGUAGUGGCGACUCAGGUGGAAAAUGCCGUCCAAUGGGCCGAAGCUGGCUGGGGAGGUGCAUCAACUCCUAGUGGUGCCGUCUUCGUCAAUCCGAAAGCGGACGAAGAAACUGCGGCGCGCACCAUGGCACCUCUCAUCAACUUUGUGGAUUCUCUCGUUGAUGAUGGUGCUACAGGUGCAUCAAUUACUCUGACUACGUUUCAAAGCUUCGCCUCUUUUUAUGCAGCAUUUCUUCCAUUUGUUAUAUCGCCUGUUGGGGUGCCCUUGGCGCUGUCCUCCCGACUUAUAAACAAGGCGAAUUUCGAAUCCGCAGAGAACCGAUCUGCACUAGUCGACGCGAUCUUUGACGCCCAAAACGCGAUUGAUACCCUACUCAUUCAGUCCACAACACCGGCCUCUGUCAAAGGCAGCGGGACCAGUGUAACUGGCAAAUGGCGAGAAAGCUUAUAUCACGUAACGGUGGUCUCUAAAUGGAACUGGAAUGCUACCAAGGCGACCAGAUUAAGCCAGUUUACCCGAGUUGAAAACGCGAUGUCCGGUUUACGCGCCCUGACACCCGACGCAGCUUAUUUCAAUGAAGCAUCUAUUCAUGAACCCAACUACAAGAUUUCGUUCUGGGGAGAUAAUUAUCCUAGAUUGCUUGAAAUCAAGAAUCGAUACGACCCCGAGCGUAUUCUAAACUGCUGGAAUUGUGUUGGCUUCGAUUCACAUUCGUCACAAUUCAGUUGUUAUCCUUAA